AUGGAGCCCCUCUCUUUCCAGGAGUAUAUCUUAUCCCUGGACAUUGCAUCCCUGCCCAGGGUGCUGAAGGUUUGUUCCGGGGUGUACUUCCAAGGGUCUGUGUACGAGGUGAGCGGCAGCGAGUGCUGCUUAUCAACAGGGGACCUGAUGAAAAUUACUGGCCUUCGCCUGCAGAAGGUCACCUGCGAGGAUCCAGAGACCGGGCUAGCAACAGAGCUGCCUCUGAACUUCAAAGGGCAUUUCCAGCCCAGCCGAGACAAGCUGUCAUACACGAGCCUGAAGAAGCUUGCCAGGACCAGGCCAGCAGGGCUCCAGAACAUGCCCUUCUCCUUCACCUCAGCAGUUGACUUGACCGUGGAUGGGCAGGUCAUUCCCAAGGGCCAGCCCAUUUCCCUGCUUUCGGUGACCAGGCAUGAGGGCCAGGAGUUUGCCAACUGUACAACCACGGGGCAGGAUGGGCAGCAUUUGCUCUGCCUCCCCUUCUCCCUCCAGGGUCAGUUCUAUGAGUGCAGCGGGCAGCAGAGCUACACGCUGAGCCAGGUGCUGCAGUUGGAAGCCCUGAGGGGCCAGUACCUGAAAUGCUCUGCACUCGGCAGGCACUCACUGCUCCUCUGCCCCGUGUACGAAGUGCAGGCGAUAAUGCACAUGCGGAAGGAGGUGGUGAAAAUCCCCUCCACCCUGGAAGUGGAUGUGGAGGAUGUCACCGAGGAGUCUCAACACAUCCACUUCAUCAAGCCGCUGAUGCUGAGCGAGGUCCUGGGGCUGGAGGGGGCCUUCCCCAUGCAGGCCGAGAUCCUGGAGGGUCCUGAGUACCCACCUAUCUUCGAGAAUGACUGGAUUCCCCGCCUGCAGAAGGGGCAGAAGAUCCAAAUCCAUGGCAAGUCCUGUGCCUGGAGGAUCCUCGCCUCAUCCAGCAAGGGCAGGAGGGGCUCCCGGCACUUCCUGCUCUCCAGCACCUACCAGGGCAAGUUUCGGAGACGCCCCCAGGAGUUCCCCACAGUCUUUGACCUGACAGCGAGUCUGGGGAAGGGUAAGUGCCUGCGGGUGGUGGUGACUAAAGACUGUGAGAGCCCCGAGGAGGAUCUGCCGUCUCUCAGCAUGGGGGACCGGCUGGAGGUGCUGCACCUGGCCAAGACCCAGGUCUGCAGGCAUGCAGAGCACAAGUCCAUCGAUGUCCUCGUGUGCAGCAGGAGCAAUGGUGAGGACGAGGAGAGCGAGCAGCUCAUGCUGCCGCUGCACCUGGAAGGCAGCUUUGUGGAAGAGGUCAGCGACAGCAGGAGAUACAGCCUCCCCGAGAUAGUGGAGCAGCUUCAGCUGCCCUGCGACGUCAAGGUGGCAACCAAGGAUUCUUCCCUUGCCAAUGACGUCCUGGGCUCUUUCUCUGCUCUGCGGCUGGAAGCGCGAAUCACUGAGCCCUUCUUAGUGACCAGCUUGUGCGAGGCGCCGUCAGUGAGCUUCCAGAUCCCCCCUCAAUGGCUGAACAUGGCCCUGUUCUUCACAGAGGAGCCUGCCCCACCGCAGACACCCCUGACAGACAGGUCAAAAGUCGAAGAGCUGACAGAAUCCUUUUAUUAUCAUUUGCUAAAGCUGAUGCCUAGCAGUGAGGCUCCCCCACCACGGCCCCCCAAAAGAAGGGACGUCAGGGACAAAGCAGGCACCCAGCUAUCUGGAGCCAAAGAGGUCACUGAGAAACCAAAGCCACUGCCCCCUUUGUCCAAGUCGAAGUGCACACCCGAGGAGUCUGUGCCGCUGUCCCCCAAGCCUAGGAAUGUGAGGAGUCCCCCGACUGUCCGGAGCUCCCCGAAUGAGUACUCACCACAUCAGAUUGGCUCGCAGAUGGCCUCCAAGCCUAAGAAACCCUUCAAAGAGGCCAGAGAUGCGAAUGUCAGUGAUGGCUCUGACCACGACUAUGAACUAAUUGAUGAUGACCUUACAAAAACAAUUGAUAAAAUGCAGAAGGCUGUUCUUCACUACUAG
Messenger RNA from Terrapene triunguis (Three-toed box turtle), 1977 nucleotides. RefSeq names its product thymocyte selection associated family member 2 (gene THEMIS2). Lineage: Eukaryota; Metazoa; Chordata; Testudines; Emydidae. The transcript has 6 exons. Bases 1 to 1977 code for a protein of 658 amino acids. The record is from RefSeq and is a predicted model, not a curated record. Gene Ontology annotation, biological process: T cell receptor signaling pathway.